This is a messenger RNA of Mytilus californianus (California mussel), 2962 nucleotides long. RefSeq lists its product as uncharacterized. The record is from RefSeq and is a predicted model, not a curated record. Gene Ontology annotation, molecular function: nucleic acid binding; protein binding. The coding region runs from base 149 to 2422 and encodes 757 amino acids. The transcript has 3 exons. Lineage: Eukaryota; Metazoa; Mollusca; Bivalvia; Mytilida; Mytilidae.
UUCCGUGACGCCUCAACACAGGCAUCAUGGCAAGAUCUACCAUCUCUCUAUAUUAUGAGCUCGUAAUAUAUAGGGGUAGUAGAUAUUGCCAUGUACAGAAAACAAGUGCCUGGCGUCAAACAUAAAAUUCAAGGUGGCAGUGUCCAUCAUGGAUUAUAAUAUCACCAUUCCUGAAUACUCUCAAGAUCUGUCAAAACACAUGUACCAGUUACAACAGACAGGUGUGUUGUGUGAUGUAUGGCUUGUUUGUAAAGAUGGAGUAGUCUUUGUACAUAAACUGGUACUGAUGGCAUGUGGCAGUGCUUACCUUCAACAACAACUUUCAGCAGAUACCAGUUCUAGUUCACAAUGUCAAGUUUUCUUGAAAGAUUACUCAUUGAAAACUGUUUAUGAUUUUGUACAAGCCCUUUAUACAGGAAGUUUUACCUUGUGUCAUGAUCGAGCAAUUGAUAUUCUGAAACUCUGCACAUUUUUGGAUGUUACAGUAUUUACAUCUACUAUUCAAGGUAUUGUUGAAAAUGAUCCAAAUUUAAAGCGGGAAUUUGAGAAAGGUGGAAAAAGAAAUAAUAUGAAUCGUAUAUUUUAUGAAGUAGAAAUUGCCAAAGACCCAACUUCUGCUCCAUUUAAAGUACCUGUAAAGGUACAGAAAUCGAAUAUUAUUAUGGAAAGAAUAGUAGACAAUAGUUUAAAAACCAAAGAUAUAUUUUCUCAAUCUAGUGUAGAAAGUCCAAGGAGAAAUAGGAUAUUGGUUAUAAAAUCAGAUACAACUGAAAAUACUAAGAGAAAAAACAAUACAGAGGCCACAUAUUCUGAUGGUUGCAUUCCAAAAAAGCAGACAAGAGUUUCAAAGCAAACACGUAAUGUUGUUCAAACAAGUCCAAAUAUUUUUCCACCCCAGACAAAACUUGAAAAGGAAACUCCAAAAAAUGUUGCAAAUAGUCCAUGUUGCUCCAAACAAAGUGAUCACACAUAUGAAGCAGACAAUACGAAAGAGUUGUUGAAUAUAGCUAAAAGCCUGUCAACCAGUGCUGAUUCAGCAUGUAUUGAGUUGUCAGAUAUAGAUGAAAACUUGCCAACCUUAAGUGAUGGAACCAUUUCUGAGUUAGAUAAAUCAAAAACUUUAUUAACAAGCACUGACAUGAGAAGAUCAGGUAAAGAUGGAGAGCAACAGGAAUCAUGUCAACUUUGUCAGAAAGUAUCAGAAGAUGCAGUGGAAAAGAAAAAUGGACAGUACAUAUGUAAAGGUUGUGUUAGCCUGUUUAAUGGAGAAAAUUCUCAGACAAAUGGAGAAAAGAAGAAAAAAGGACGAAAAGGAAAGAAGGAGAUAAAGGAUUUCUUUGAUACUCCAAAAUCUAAAAGGAAAAAUAGGCAGUAUCACCACCAAGCCUUAUUAGAUGCUUAUUAUGCCGUAAAGGAUGGAGGAAUACCAGUACGUACCGCCUGUAGACUUUAUGGUGUGCCCCGGGAAACACUCCGAGAUCGAUUAGACGGGAAAAGGAGUAUAGAUUGUGAGAAUAUCGGUCGAGGAACUUUGUUCACCAAAGAAGAAGAGAACAAAUUAGCCGAUGAGGUCAGUCGUAUGGCAAAAUGUGGUUAUUAUUAUACGUGUAAAGAGAUUACAGAUAUCGCCACAGAUUAUUGUGUUCUGAUGGAAAAGAGAACCAGUGAUCAACAUCUGACUCUCAAAUGGUACCGUGGAUUCUUCAAUCGCUGGCCUGAAUUGCAAAUGCUAUAUACUAAAAGACCUAGAAAGCGUGAUAUAUUUGCCUCGGCAGCUGAGAGUAAGAACAGAUUUUUUAAAGAGUUUGGAGAUUUAUUAGAUAAACAUGAUUUUACUUUUAAGCCACAUUUCGUGUUCAAUUUACAUGUAUCAGUAAUCAAAACCAAAGAAUCUCAAAGUAUAGGAGUGAUUGGAUGUGGAAGUGCCUCCGGGAUCGCUAUUCCUCCAUAUUUCAUAUUCCAAGAACAAGAAACUCACGAUAAUGCUGUAAACAGCAUGAAUAACAUACCAACAGUUGUGUCUGAGAAUGGUUACACUAGUUUUGUAUUUGUUGACUACAUGAAAAACCACUUCAUCAAGUGUUUACCAGAACGCACAAAUGAAUCUGUGCUAUUGAUUUUAGAUGGAUUAAAGUCACACCUUUGCGUUGAAUUAAUUGGUUUUACAAAAGACAAUAACAUUUUAACACAGUUUAUACCUGCUAACUGUGAUAGGAGUCUCAGCCCAAUAGAACAUUGCUGUAGUGCUCAGCUUCAGGAUUGUUAUGACGAAAUUUGUCUUAGAAAAAUUCAUUCAAAUGAACCAAUUUAUUUUUGUGACGUGGCAUGUGAAGCAUACAACGAAGCAUUCUCUCAAGAAAUUCUCGGCGAAGCAUUUGUAAAAUCUGGUUUAUGCAGCAUUGAAAAUCAUUCUGCUGUUUAGCAGUCCUGAGAAUAUAAAAAAGACGAUCAUGUUUAAAUACAUAAUGUUAUGAUUCUAAAAAGAAAACUCACAUCAUACAUAUUGUCUUGUUUCUUGUGACGUACGAACCUGACUUUUAGGUAGAUGCCUUUUAACUACUUGCCUUCUUAAAUCUUGUUUUGUUUCGUGUACAUAGAGCUUAUAAGAUGUAUUUUUGCUCACUUUGUUGAAAUGACCAGAAUAUGAUAUUUUGCUAGUGACCUUUUCUUGGCAUAAGGGUAUCGAUAUCAAAGGGUAUAUGAUAGAACAAGUUACUUGAAUCAUCCUGAUGUAUGAUUGAAUAUGAUAAAUAUACCCCCAUAUUGCAUUUACCUUCUCAGCCUGAUUGUCUGUGCGUUCGUCUAACAAAUAUUUUCCUCACACUUGUUAUAGAGAGUCACAAUACUACACAGAAUGCUUUUAUAUUAUGUCAGCAGUUUGACAGUGAUCAGUUAACUUUGUAAUGUGGUAAAACUCUCCUGUUUAUUUUACACUUUGAAUUAAAAUUUCUCAAAUCUUUAA